Vicia faba (fava bean) is the source of this 498-nucleotide messenger RNA. The record is from the annotation of a GenBank genome assembly. Lineage: Eukaryota; Viridiplantae; Streptophyta; Magnoliopsida; Fabales; Fabaceae.
AUGGGUUUUCCCGUCGGGUACACAGAGCUCUUGUUCCCAAAACUGGUCCUCCACCUUCUCUCCGUCUUCACCUUCAUCCGAAAACUCAUCUCCCUCAUCUUCUCCCAUCUAGGCCUCCCCGAUUUCAUCGAACCCGACAUUCCAUGGCCCGAGACCUCAACCCGAACACCCGAAUUCGAAUCCGUUUCCGCUCUCCUCAUUCGCGAAAUUCUCCCGGUUGUCAAGUUCAACGAGCUACUGGACCUGGACCUGGACCCACCUGAAAGCUGCGCCGUCUGUCUCACUGAGUUCGACGAAAACGAUGAGAUCAGACGGUUAGCGAACUGCAGACACAUUUUCCAUCGAGGUUGUUUGGACCGUUGGAUGGGAUAUGAUCAGAGGACGUGUCCUUUGUGUAGAACUUCCUUUAUACCUGAUGAUAUGCAGACUGCUUUCAAUGAGAGACUCUGGGCGGCUUCUGGGAUUCCUGAAUUUCACUCUGAUGUUUCUCUUUUCUAG